Ramularia collo-cygni is the source of this 1041-nucleotide messenger RNA. RefSeq lists its product as uncharacterized. The coding region runs from base 1 to 1041 and encodes 346 amino acids. The record is from RefSeq and is a predicted model, not a curated record. Lineage: Eukaryota; Fungi; Ascomycota; Dothideomycetes; Mycosphaerellales; Mycosphaerellaceae. The transcript has a single exon.
AUGGAUUCCUCAACAUUGGAYAAGAUCUCGGAGCUGGGAGAUUUAGAUCUGGCUCUCCUCGUGUCUCGCGUCGCCGAACAACACUGCAUCUUCUCGGCGGCGGUGGAAAGCAUCAAGAAUCUCCAAGAAGAGCUCCGUCUAUCCUGCAUCGACACCUUCGGAAUCCAACCGGCGGUGGUGGAAUGCUCCCCCCAAACGACCGUCGACGAAUUCAACUCAAGCCUCCUCGUGCCAUUCAACAAUGGCAGCAAAGAAGCAGCCGAUCGCCAUCAUCUCCUCAACCUUCCCACCUUUGAAGUCGACUAUUCCCCCUCACGAGAUCACAGUCCGCGUCGCUUCGGCAGCAUCGCCAACGGUAUAGAAGACCUCUGCAUUGCGGAAAUCAUCAUCGCCACGCGUUUGGACACGGCGGACGAAUGUGUACAAGUCCAAGCCUUGGAACUCCUCACCUCUCGCCGCAUCUUCACCCGCUCCUCCAUGCACGUCGCGCCGAAAAAUCUCCUCUUCAUUGCAAUCUCUUCCUCCUCCGCCCCUCAAGCAAAACUCUCCCGACAUUUAAACGACGUCUUUUGCAUGUCGCACUUUCACGCUGCUGAAGAUGCUCUUCCACAUACAGAGGAGAACAACAGGCGAGAAAAGUGGUUUCCUCCCACCUUUGAUGCGGAAGAAAUUCAAUAUCUUCAAGAUCUCACCAAAACAGUCCACAUGACGGCCGAAAUUGCUCAGUAUCUCCACAACGUCGUGGUAUUUCUACGAAAUAGCCGCUUCGUGCAAGCCGGCGUGACAGCAACCGCCACACGACAACUGCGUAGUUUGAGUCUGGCUCUCGCUCCUUUACAUGGAUUGACAUAUGUGCCUCCGUCGAUUGUCGCCUUGGCUGCUCGGAAGAUUUAUCGACAUCGUUUGGUCUUGGCGACGCCAAAGACGGAGAGGAGUUUGUUGUGGGGAAGUCAUCCCGAAGCUGUUAGAUUGUUGCUCGAGGGCGUUACUGUCGAGGAUGUUAUUGAGGAUGUGCUUGCUGGUUUGGAGACGCCGUUGUGA